CCGGGCCGGCGGCUGCUCGGUCCCGCCGCGGACCCCGCGCUCCGCUCUCCCCAGGAUGCACCAGGACAUCACCGAGUUCUGCUGGGAUUGACCCGCAGUAGCACCAUCCCAGGGCUGAGUGGAACCAGAGGAGUGGGGAGCACUGAGCCUGGGCUGAGCACACCAUGGGGGCAAACACCUCCAGCAAGUCACCACCCUUCAGUGGGAACGAGGAUGUUACCUUCGACCAUUUUGAGAUUUUGCGAGCUAUUGGGAAGGGCAGCUUUGGAAAAGUCUGCGUGGUGCAAAAGACUGACACUAAGAAGAUGUACGCCAUGAAAUACAUGAACAAACAGAAGUGUGUGGAGCGUAAUGAAGUCAGAAAUGUUUUCAAGGAGCUGCAGAUUAUGCAGGGCCUGGAACACCCCUUCUUGGUUAAUUUAUGGUACUCGUUCCAGGAUGAAGAGGAUAUGUUCAUGGUUGUUGAUCUGCUGCUUGGAGGGGACCUGCGUUACCACCUCCAACAGAACGUGCGGUUCCAAGAGGGCACAGUGAAACUCUUCAUCUGUGAGCUGGUGCUGGCCCUCGACUACCUGCAGAGCAGGCACAUCAUCCACAGAGACAUCAAGCCCGACAACAUUUUGCUGGAUGAGCACGGACACGUGCACAUCACCGAUUUCAACAUCGCCACGAUGCUGACGAAGGAGAUCCACGUCACCACCAUCGCUGGCACAAAGCCCUACAUGGCACCUGAAAUGUUUAAUUCCACAAAACCCACUGGCUACUCCUUUGCCGUGGACUGGUGGUCACUGGGAGUCACUGCCUACGAGCUGCUGAGGACCCGGAGGCCGUAUCACAUUCGCUCCAGCACUUCCACAAACGAAAUCGCCCACGUGUUCAGGACAGCCAAGGUGAUGUACCCCGCCGCCUGGUCCCCGGACAUGGUGUCGCUGAUCAAGAAGUUGCUCGAGCUGAAUCCUGAGAAACGUUUUUCUCAGCUGAAGGACAUCCAGGCCUUCCCCUAUCUGUCUGAUGUGAACUGGGAUGCUGUUCUCCAGAAAAGGAUAAUGCCAGAAUUCAUUCCCACAAAAGGAAGACUAAACUGUGACCCAACCUUUGAACUGGAAGAAAUGAUUCUGGAAUCCAAACCUCUUCAUAAAAAAAAAAAGCGCUUGGCUAAGAAGGAGAAAGGCACCAGCAAAAGCAAUUCCUCCCAGGCCAGCCACAUCCAGAAGCACCUGGAGAUGCUCCAGAGGGACUUCAUUGUUUUUAACAGAGAAAAGGUGAGACACCACCAUGACAGCAUCCAGGAGACCACACCACUGACAAAAAGCGGAGGCACAUACAGGGAGGACAACCAGAACAACAACCUCUGAGAGCAGCAUGGCCCCUGCAGGAGACCUCCAGGUGGGGCUGGGGCUUGCCCACCCACCCAUCGUCACCAUGUCAGACCGUGGACUCGUCCUCUGCUGCCGGGACCCUGCCAGUAGCCCAGGGCACCAGGGGGAGUUGGGGCACCCACCCCCUCAACCUGCCACCCCACAGCCAGAGGGUCCUGGGUGUGGGGGGAGAGGCUGUGGGUGCUGCCUUGCAAUUGUCCACAGUCAGUUAGGCUCAGAUCCUAUUAUGCUGCCUUUCCUGAUGGCAGGAAUGUGGCCAUGUGACAAUGGAUGAGACAGUAUCCACCCUUCCGGCUUGGCUGGCUGGUGCCACAGCCCUUGGUGCCCCCUGUGCUCAGAGAUGUCACCAAGUCAGCUGCAGUGCUGGGGCCACAACAGCAUAGUGGGUGAGGGCUCUGCAGAGGUUGGGACCUCGGCAUGGAUGGGCUGCUCCAGGGGGAAGAGGCGACUCCCAGGUGCAGGGUCUCCACCAGUGCACAGUGACAAGAGUGGCCUUUGCUUACAGACAGCUCCUGUGAACACCCCGUGAGGGUGGGCAUGGGGGGCUGGCAGUGGCAAUGAGGUCCUUCCUUAGCUGGGAAGAGGUUUCCUGUCCCUUUCCCUCUCCACAUACCCAGCAGGGCUGGCAUGGCCUGAGUGUGCAGAUAGAUGUGACACCAAGAGGUAACAACCAGGCAAUGACAAAUCCAGAUGCUUUUCCAGCAUGAAAAAUGCCUGAAAAAUCCAUUCACCAUCAUGUUAAACUGCUGCCACCAGAGGGAAAUUUUAAUGUGUAUUUUUAAUCUCUCUACCAUUGAAAUCACACUUGAUUUAAACAGGGACUGUUUGCAGGAAUGGCCACACUGCUGGUGUGGUCUUGGCCAAGACUAAGAUUGGCCAAGGAGUUUCUACUGCAGUAAUGCUGGGAAUGAUGCUAUUAUUUAAAUGCUUUGGCAGGCCUGAUGUUUCCUCUCCUUCUUUGACAUUUUUCCUAUUCUCAGUAAUAUAGCAAAUGUGUGAUGAACUCUUUGCCUCCUAUUUACCCAAAGGGACACAUCCUGUCUGGGUGGAAUUAGUUCAGCAGUAAGUAGGUAGUGAAGCCCUCAAAGUAGGGUCAUUGCCAUGGGAAAGUCACCAUGUCCUGCUCAGUCACAGCACACCCUGACUAGUGUUCUUGCUGUGUUCUUGCCCUCCUCUUCCCCAGCCAUCCUCUUUCGAGCAAUAGGAUUGCUGAGCAGGAUGGGGGCUCUGUGUC
Molecule: messenger RNA, 2613 nt
Organism: Corapipo altera (White-ruffed manakin)
Lineage: Eukaryota; Metazoa; Chordata; Aves; Passeriformes; Pipridae
Gene: STK32A
Product: serine/threonine kinase 32A
Exons: 13
Coding region: 165-1355 (396 amino acids)
Biological process (GO): protein phosphorylation; regulation of signal transduction; G protein-coupled receptor signaling pathway
Molecular function (GO): G protein-coupled receptor kinase activity; G protein-coupled receptor binding; ATP binding
Source: RefSeq, a predicted model, not a curated record